UUCAGGAGACAAACAUUUCCAGUCUUAAAGCAACAUGCUGCAGUUUGUACACAACAAACCGGUUAAACUGAAGUGACAGUACCUGGGCAUUUUACCUAAAAAAAGCAGUCAUGGCAGUAGUCCUUUCUGGUAGAUCCAACAUUUAAAAACAGCCCAUGGAGCUGACUUAAUUCUCUUUCCCCAUCACUGUGAGGCAUUAGAGUAGCAGUCAGGGUAAGUGACAGGAUUUAGUUUUUGUAAAAUGUUACUAAAUGUAAGAUGAGGCAGCAGAUAAACUUUAGAUGGAAAGAAGCUUGGAGUCAGUAAAAAAGGACAUCAGAGUCACUACACUGUAGGUAAGUAAACUCAUUACUCUCUUACAUGAAUCAUUUUCUUCACAAUAAGUAGCAUAGAAUCGACAUACAUGUUGUAAAAUUAACACCUAAUGUAUCAAAAGUCAGCACAUUUCCAAAUAUUUGCGGCAAUUUUAAACUGUUGCAACAAACCGCGCGUAAAGUGAUGCUUUCCAACCUGCUCCAAAAUGAUCUAAACCUAAACAACCAGAGGGAAUGAGGUCACACAUUAUGUAAACGUGUGUCACCCCUGGUACUGCAGGUAAAGUACCUCUCUGGCAGAAGAUUCAUGCUUGUGUGCUCUGCUCUGCGCUUGACUGUGUGCGCUCUGCUCUCGCUCCUGGAUGUCAGCGAAUCACUUCAGUAGAAAGCAGGCUGUGUUUUAUAAAAAGAAAAAAAAAAUCCCGUCGCAUCUGGUGGAGGAAGUUCCUUGCUCUGAUUUUGUCAUAAAACUCCCGCUCUUUAGCUUUACCUCUGUUGGACAGUUUGAUCUGGGGGUAUGGAAGUCGCUUCUGCAUUUCUGUACCUGUUGUGCGUCUGUCUGCGCGUCUCUCUGGCUGCUGAUUGGGAGUCAUUGGACACCAAUUUCACCCACAAUGGUGAUGUAAUCGACUACAAGGAUCCUUGUAAAGCUGGUACAGUGCAUAUGCCUCAUUUUCUACCUGAUUGAUUCUUGUGUUUCUUGUUUGGGUGUAAAGGAUAAAUAUUAUUGGCUGGUAUCUACAGACACUUUAGGCCCUGAUCCCUGUGGGGCUUAAAGCUUAAGUAGGUACGGAUCAUGAUACUCCUACUAUAUAUAUAUAUAUAUAUAUAAAUAUAUAUAUAUAUAUAUAUAUAUAUAUAUAUAUAUAUAUAUAUGACUUUGUUCUAAGAUAAGUGACUCCUUUAUUUUUUUUACAACUGGCUCAAAGCUGAAGAGUACUAGUAGGUUUUGCCUGUAGGUGUGUAUUUUCAGUUUUGCUCAAAGAGUUAUCAGAUAACAAAAUGCAUGUAAAGCAUCAGAAGUUGGCCAUAUUACAUAAUUCACAGUCUGUCUAUGUUUUAUAUGUGAAAUCACAGUCUUUAAAGAACAGCUAAAGCUUUUCAUUUCAUGUGCUGAAGUCCAAAGUUUUAUUCUUUUUUCCACAGUUUGAUAAGUAUCUUUAAAACAUGGAUGUAGAUUUUACUGUGAGCCAGCGAUGAUAAUUACCUGGUGUAAGAUUUCAGAAUAUAUUGAGCUGCUUUAUUACAAUUGUAAAAGUUAUGAUAAUGCCAUUUAACCCAACAGCUGAAUUUCAUAUUUCUGCAACUUCUCAGAAAGUACAAUUUAAGUUGAUUAAGAUGGACUGAUGCAGAGCAGCUCCUAGUCCCGUGUGUUAAAUUUGACCUACAAUAUAUAGUUAUUUUUUUCAUGUGAUAUUGUUUAAGUAAAGCAACAAUAAGGUGACAGAAAGUCCUCUGUAUGUUACAAUAUCAGGUAAUGAUUGCAUCAUAUUUAAAGGACAGUAAUGUAUGAAUGUAUUGAUCUUUAAGGUGCUAGUGAAAUCCCAUCUGUUGAAUGCAGUAGAUUAAGACUGGUCUCGAACAGUGAGUAAAGGGGACAAGGUGAGUCUGCAAGAGUGAAGUAUACGCGUAGCUCACAAAUGUAAUUCUGAAGUGACUGGUUUAUGGCUGUUUUUAAGUAAAGGGAUCAAUUUGUUAUCUUUAAAAUACGCCAGUUUCCAAAUUUAAUCCACUUUAUAAAAGAAACAUCCAUGAACAUGUUCUGUUUUUAAUAUGGAUGUUAGCUCAGAACUGCUGAGUCUACGCCACAUGUGCACAACUUUAUUUACUCCUGUUUCUAACAGGGUAAACAAUCACUUUUAUAACUCAGGGCCCUUCGCUGCUCGGGGUCCCUUUUCACUUGUGACUUCAGAAACGUCCAAAACACACCACUCGUCCCCUUCUGAGCUGUUGCCAGGAGACCAGAGGUCAUUGAGGCCGUGCCAGCUCGGUCCUCGGCUGGACGCCGGUGAAAUCCCUCUGGCUGCAGGGCAUGGGGUGCACGCUGCAGGAGUGACAGUCAUUUACAGUCACCCUUUGCAUGAGUGAAUUCACUUCAAAGGCCGACACAGGGCCCACUACGUCUUUUCAUUUAGACUUUCACAGUCUCUUACAUCACACGGCUAAAUGAGGUAUUCAACGGGAAAAACUCCAAACAGCCGUCCAGCUUGAGAUCUUGAUUUAAACAGGAAGUAAUGUCAUAAUGAUGGAAACAACAUGUUGAUCCCAGAGGAGAGCAAAGUCGGCCAAAUGUGAAUGUGAUGUCACCUACAAUGGCUUAACCACUCAGUUACAUCUUUAUUCUUAUUAUUGCAGACAUAAAAUUAACAUUUGGGCAUCAGGAUGAAGUUUUAGUGUGACUAAGGCACUUCAAAUGAACUUUAUAUUUUGAGACAGCUGUUAAGGUUUCUCCAUUUAUGUCCAGGCAAUAACUUUUGUUGGUUUUGAUUGUCUGUUCUUUUUUCACAAGGUAAGGAUGAAUUUUCUUUAAGGAGCUCGAUUUUUUUGUGUUAUUUUAGCUUUUUUAGAGCUCAUGUUGGAUCCCUCUGCCUCUUUUUCUACAUUGACCUGACCGUCCCUGAUUAUGUUACGAAUGAUGGAAUCCUUUCGAUCUUUUACUCAGCUAAAAACAGAUACAUCCCAGAAUAAAACUUGACCAUAAAUAUCUGUCUGCAGAAAAAUUGUAGCUGAAUAACUAAUUAGUUUAAUAUGAGAGUGUUUCAGUGAAUUACUGCACAAAUUACAAAUACAAAUACAGAUUUUACUGUACUUGAUAAUUUUAUUUACACACCAUCUAAAGAUCAAUAAUAACAAUAAUCCCACUGAGCAUUUUUUGGUCUAAAAGAGAUCAAAUAGACGUCUAAAUGUAGCCUAGACGACUGGACUAAAAUCAGUCUACCACAGGUCUAAAAGUUUAAGUUUUUUAGACGUCUAAAUUUAGACCAAGUUUUAAUCUGGGCUAUAUCUAUACACUGUAUAUUGCUCAACAGCUAUCAUAGUUAUUUUGGUUAAGUACUUGGAGAUCAGUUAUGCAACUCACAGUUGCUUUUUUAAAUAAAUAGUUAUCAAAUAAUAGGUUAAAGUGCAACAUCUAAAUUCUGUUUAAAAAUACGCAGAAUCUAGACAGUUGAAAUUAGGUCUACAUAAAAACUAGAUGUCUAAUAGCCAUCUAUUACUCAGUGGGAUCAAUCAAGAGAUUGCUGCAAUAAAUAUAUAUAUCUCAUUACUUCACAUCUGCAGAUAUUGUUUAGGAAGAGUCAAAUAAUGGAAACAGUGAGUUUUGAUAUGAUUAUCAUGAGUAAUUACCGAUUUUAAGAAAUCCGAGUCUUCAUCUGUCACCUUUUCUGGAAAUUAAGAUUGUAGGUAUUUCACAAAGUAAAUCCUCCCAUGAUUUGUUUUUAAUCAUUUUUGAACUCCACAAUUCAAAGAUACCAAUAAAUGUCAUUAAUGUUGUAUAAUUCAGCCUUUUCAAUCAUGUAAACUCCUGAAAGAACAGUUGGUCAAUAUUGUUAGAGUUGGUUACAAUAGCCGAGCUGUGAGAUUCUGGGGAAAUACAACUGUUCAGACAACUAUAGGUGACUCUGUUACAACAAUUCAGCUUAAAAAUGCUCAGUGUACUGUGGGUUACCGUUUCAGUAGCUUUUCAGCAACACUGCAAAGUCCAGCACAGUUAGAUCACGAUACUGUAAAGUAUCCAGGUCACAUCUUCUUUUCUGUAAAAUGACUCAGCAGUUGGACAGUCGUGUAUUUGGGAGGUGUGUUUGCUGAUCAAACAGACACAUGGAGCCCUGCUCAGGCCUCUUCUCAGGACAAACAGACAAAACGAAUCAUGCAGGGUUUCGGUUUUCAUUAGAGGGACACUCAGAAUACUUUUAAAAAUGUUAAAAUAACUUCAUCUUCAGAAAGCAUAUCUGCAUAGAUAGGUACAGAGGAGGUUAUAGGAUUUCCAAUCAAGUUUUGACCAAAAAAAUCUGUGAAGUUCAAAAGAUAAAGACAUUAUAAUUGCCCAUCUCGUCAAAGUUUUAUUUUUUUAUAAGUUAGUUGAAGUGCUGUAAAAAAUGUAGGCAGCAUCUACUCUUCCAGACUAGACUUGUAUGAUUUAAUCCUAACAUUUCUUUGUAAAUCUUAAACACAGUUCUACAUGCUUGUGUUGUUUAUCUGUUUGUUCAAUUGUUUGCCAGCUGCCUUUUGGGGAGAUAUUGCCCUCGAUGAAGACGACCUACGCAUGUUUCGAGAAGUUCACAGAGGCAACAGCGCACAACAUGCUGAUCAGACCAACCACACAGACUUGGGUAUCAAAACAGAAAUACAUGUACCAACCUAUGAAUGUCCUUACUGACUGUUUAGAGACUUCAACUUGAAGCUAAUCAAUGCAGAUUUGUUAUUUCCUAGGUAACAGCUCCUCUUCCACUGAGAGUGUCAGCAGUCAAAGAGUCGCAGACAAGCGCAGUCUCCAUCGUCUCCGGAGAGCAGCCACCUCCAGACCUGAGCGAGUGUGGCCGGACGGCAUCAUCCCUUAUGUCAUCAGUGGUAAUUUCAGUGGUGAGUUCUGAAUGAAAACAUUAAAAAAAUCUUGUUUCUCUCCCUGGAGCAAAAGUUUGGUUGUUUCCAUGUGAGGUUUUGAUGGUCUGAAAUCAGGUCAAACUAUAAUUUCUUUCAGGCAGUCAGCGGGCCAUUUUCCGUCAGGCCAUGCGUCACUGGGAGAAACACACCUGUGUAACAUUCACAGAGAGGACGACUGAAGAAAGCUAUAUUGUGUUCACCUACCGACCCUGUGGGUGAGUUGGCUACAGGAGAGUCAUUAUUAAAGCUCCUGUGAGGAACUUUUUUUACAUCAAUGAAAUGAACUUAAAUCACUAACACUUUACAAUAACCAUAACUUAUAAAUGGUAAAUAGAUAGUUUAUUAAUGUUAAAUCAUCAUUUGGCAUACAGACCAUUAAUAAACUGUAAAUUUUACAAUUUCAAAAACCUGACCCUAACUUUACAAUAACCAUCUAAGUAAUGUUUAUAGGUGGUUCAUAAACCACUUAUCAACCAUUUACAAAGUGCUACUGACACACAUUUUAAUCCAGAUGUUUUACAACCAAUAUUAAAACCCUUUAUAAACCUUUAGCAAAUAGUCCUUUAAUAAUUAAUGAAAAUUAUUCAUCAUAAUUUCAUUGCUUGUUAACAGUAAAGUAACUGUUAACCUGUAUUAAUAAACUAUUUAUUUGCCAUUUGUAAAUUAUGGUUGUUGUAAAGUGUCACCCUUAAAUCCAUACUGAUGCCUUUUCAUGGUAUUUAAAAACAAACAAGACCAUCAGUGACAUAAUUGGUGAUUUAAAAAUAGUUAGUUUUCAUACAUGAAAAUAGUUCAAAGGGGGAGCUCGAUCAUCAAUGUUAUGAUCUCCCGCAGGUGUUGCUCCUAUGUGGGCAGGAGAGGCGGUGGACCUCAGGCCAUCUCCAUAGGAAAGAACUGCGAUAAGUUUGGCAUCGUGGUCCACGAGUUAGGCCAUGUGAUCGGCUUCUGGCACGAACACACCCGUCCAGACCGUGAUGAACAUGUGAGCAUCAUCAGGGACAACAUCCAACCAGGUACAGUUCACUGAAGUAUGUGUUAAGGCGACUAAAUGUGUUAGCACAUGUGUGUGCUCCAGAUGUUUUUCCUUUCAUUGAGUCCAGUGACGAUGUGAAUGUGACCAGGACAGGAGUAUAACUUCCUGAAGAUGGAGCCAGACGAGGUCGACUCACUCGGGGAGGUGUACGACUUUGGCAGCAUCAUGCAUUAUGCAAGGAACACUUUUUCCAGGUUGGCAUGAACCAACUUUUUAUGUCUUAUUUUUCUUUCCUCAAGUUUAAUUCAUGGAAGGAUUUCAUCACUUUCAUUUGCUUGUCUAAAAUCACACUGACGCUUUUUUUACUGUCUUGCUCUGGUUUACAUUAAUAAGCCGCACAGACUACCUCCACUGGGGUCAUUAUAGGUUGUUUUAGAGCUUUUUGUUGAGUAGUCAUGAUUCACUGUCUGUCCUGUCUGUUUAUUUGAACUGCAGGCAUACCGUGUGCACCAGUCUGUUUCUCAUACAGUGCCAAUAACUUGCUUUUAAAUCCUUCACAAGUGACUGGACUCAUUUAUUUCCACAUAUUAAUGCAUCAGACAUGCACUUGUGACCUGCUGCACCCUUAUCUGUUCAGCUCUGCUAAAAGAGCGCCAUAGGAAACCUUGUAGGAUUUGAUCUGUUAUUGUCACAGAAAUGGUUUCACACUAGUCUUCUUUUCAUUUCUGUCUCGUGCAUGUUGUUGCCCCGUUGCUUUUUUACUCUGCUCUCUUGGUGUUUUACCCCCAUCACUGCUUUGCUGGUCUGGGUCAUGGAGGCAGGCCAAGCUAAAUAAAGGCCUGGUAGCCCUGGCUUUGUUGAACAAUUUGGGCUGGAGUGGCCUUUUUCUCUGGCAUUCAGGAGUGGGCUCCACUGAGCCGCCUGGCACCGGGGAAAGGCCCCAUUCAAAGCGCUCUGUUUGCACAUGCCUGUCAUUCAUGGCUGCAUCACCAUGGGAACUGUGCGAGAGGGAGUUCAAAACCCAGGGAGAGAUUAUCAAAAUCAAUAAAGUAUCAAGGUUUUGAACAGAAGUGGAUCUAAACAGAAUCCUGUCCUCAGCGUGGAUCAUCAGCGUAGAUCAGAGAUGUUUUUCUAGAUCAGGCCUCUUGAAAUGUCACUGAGUUUGAGUUGUUCGAUGCUUUGAUCUGAACCUGAACUGCUCAUGUUUGUGAUCUGUCUUAAAUAGAGGCAUCUUUUUAGACACCAUCCUGCCCCGUUAUGAUGUGAAUGGAGUCAGGCCGCCUAUCGGACAGAGGACACAGCUGAGCAAAGGGGACAUAGCACAAGCCCGAAAACUCUACAAGUGUGCAAGUAAGAUGCUUUAUCUGUAGUAUGUGUGGACAAUAAAAUCACCAGAAGACGAUAUUCAUCUGAUUAUAUCUACAAUAUUUAUUUCAAAUAAAGCAAAAGCAGAGCAAUGACACCAAUAAGUUCAGACUGAGCUUUAAUGAUUGGGUUUUUCACCGUAACCUCAGCACUGUGUGCACAAACUAAAAUAAAAAAUACUCAUUAUUCUGGGUCUUUCUUGCUUUAAACACUCUUGUUAGUAUAACCAGGUGUGUUAGAUCAAGUUGGGUUUUUGAUUGUUUGUUUGUUUGUUUGAUUAUUUGAUAAAGAGUGUGGGGACAACCUCCAAGAGAGUUCUGGAAACUUCUCAUCUCCUGGAUUUCCAAACGGGUACUCGGCGUACGCUCACUGUGUGUGGAGGAUCUCUGUCACUCCUGGAGAAAAGGUAAGUGAUUGAAAAAAAAAGGAAACUAAAUACAUAAAGUUUGUUGGCUAGUUCAAUUCAAGCAAAAAUCCUUUUAUAACUCUCUGUUAAUCGUGCUGCGUUUGAGUUACCUCGGAAGUCAAAUGUCCGAGCUGCGAAUGACCUUUCACCAGAGUUACCAGUGUUUCAACAACCAAGUCAGAAAAAAGCAAAAUCGGAGGUGGAAGCAAGAUAGCUACAUCAAAGUUAUUUUAGUGCUUGCCUUGUUCAAAUAUAAGCAAAUUCUUGACAAAUAUGAGGUCCUUCUGCAACAUCUUGUUUCCGCCUCCGAUUUUGCUUCUUUCCGACUUGAUGACUAAAACGCUGGUACCUUGGGUGUGACGUCAUUCCCAGCGCCGACAUCCGACUUCCGUGGUAACUUGAACACAGCACAAGCCAUGACAUUAGCCUUCAAAUGGGAAAAUUCAAAAGUGUACAUUUACUUUUGGCUCUUAAACUGAAGGUGUUGCUGCAGGUUCAUUUAAACACACAUGUCAUGCAAAGAUAACUUUGUAUGAUAAAGUUUGAAUUGGACGCACAGUUCAUGACAAUUGUGGGAUAAAUGUCAGGCGUUUAGGAGUACAGGGCCACCCACCCUAAAGCAGUAGAAAAUGUCUGGUUUGAAACCUGAAAUGAACUCUGAUGUUUUCAUUUGUGUCAGAAAAUUUCCUUCAUAGAGACAGAAGGUAAACACUCACACCAAAUCUGCUCUCCAUCUGUACCCUUUGUCUCUCAGAUUGUCUUGAACUUCACAUCCCUAGACCUUUUCAGGAGCCACUUAUGCUGGUAUGACCAUGUGGAAGUCCGAGACGGGUUCUGGAGAAAAGCUCCUCUCAAAGGUCUCAGACUUCAUUUCAUAUGUUAACCUCUUUACGCUGGGUAACUCACAGACAAAAUAUGAUACAAAAUCCUGGAAUCCACCCACUCAGCAUGGUCAAAGUGUGUUUUUUCUGUUCACUUUGGCAGGACGUUUUUGUGGAGACACACUUCCAGAGCCCAUCACCUCCACUGACAGUCAGCUGUGGGUUGAGUUCAGGAGCAGCAGCAGCUGGGUGGGCAAAGGAUUUUCAGCCGUCUAUGAAGGUACAACUUUUGAUGGGAUUCAGGAUGUCAAUAUCAAAUAUCAAACAACAUCAAAUCUGACAGAAAUGACUGAGUGUCAUGAUUUCUCUGCAGCGAUUUGUGGAGGAGAGGUAGAGCGAGACAGUGGUCAGAUCCAGUCUCCCAACUAUCCUGAUGAUUAUCAGCCCAACAAAGUGUGUAUUUGGAAAAUCACUGUGGAGGAGGGUUUCGAUGUCGGCCUCUCCUUCCAGUCGUUUGAUGUAAGAUCCCCAUUAUUUUAACUUCUGUUGGAAAAAUAAUCAUUAUCAUAAAUCUCAAGUAAUGUUUUUGAUUUCCAUGUGUGUUUUAAAAACACAAGAUUAAGUUGAAAAUGUUCUGUCACCUGAUGUGAAAUAUCUUCACAUCCACUGCAGUUUGAGAGACACGACAGCUGCGCUUACGACUACGUUGAAGUGAGGGACGGCGGUUCAGAGAGCAGCCCGCUGCUCGGCCGUUUCUGUGGCUACGACAAACCCGAAGAUAUCAAAAGCAGCUCCAACCAGCUCUGGCUGAAGUUUGUCUCAGAUGGAUCUGUCAACAAAGCUGGGUUUGCUGCCAACUUUUUCAAAGGUCACAAAAUCAUUUCACCUGUGAACCGCCUGCACUUUUAAGAGCUUCUGUUUUUGGUCUAAAUCUGGGAAUUUUUUUACUGGCAGAGAUGGACGAAUGCUCGAGACCCGACAAUGGUCACUGCCAGCAGCGCUGUCUGAACACUCUGGGCAGCUACAGAUGUGCCUGUGACCCUGGAUUUGAGCUGGCAGCUGACAGACGCAGCUGUGAGAGUGAGUGAGCAGCAUGACUUCACACAUUUACGUAAUACUGAUAUCCAACAUGACGGUCCUACUACUUUAAAUAAAACCUAGAAAAAUUGUUCAACUGGUAAAACUUUUAACCUUUACUAAAAGUUUUCCCUUUAAAGGGAUAUUCCGGCGUAAAAUUAAUUUAAGGUCAUUUAUGACUAAUUUAUGAUCAUGUCUUCAUAGAAAUGCAAUCAGACCAGGACGAUAAGGUAGAGGAACUACUGCGUCUGCAGUGCAAAAUGGUUAAUAUGGUGAUUAUUACUUCAAGGAAAUUAUAAAGAAAUGAUCAUAAAUGUUCUUCCUUGAGCUGCGUCACCCCGCAGCAGUCCGUAAUGGACUGGCCUGAGGUCUCACCACAAACAAGCAGCUGCUGGAAGAGAGUGGGUGAGUUGUGUUUAGUCUCUUUGCUAAAGAAAUUAGGCAAAGUUAAAAAGAUGUUUGGUGGCUGGGACCCUAUAUGUACUGUUGAUGAAGUUAGGUGCUGUUCUGAGCAUUAUUUGUGGCUAUAGAGUGGCAUUUUGGUUGAGGUUUGUUUAUGGCUCCUCAGACCGCUGUGUUUUGCUAUCCUGCGGUCGUUACUAAAGUUGGUUUAACUAGAGAAGCAAGCGGUCGGCAACAUUCAACCCUCGAGGAGGUGUCUUACUCAGUGUUAUAGUGUGUUUGACCCUAAAUUAAUUUUACACCGAAAUGUCCCUUUAAGUAAUAGUCCUAGCUUAGCUCAGCUCAAACACUGGAAUCAAGGGCCCACAGCUACUCAACUUUGGCCUUGUGAAAAGUACGCAUCCAUCAUGUUCCUCCGUUUCAGGUCAGUAUGUGAGGCAGCUGGUUUAUGAUGCUUUAUAUACUCAAGGUUUGCAGAAUUCAUUCAUCAGAAGUGAGUGUUUCUUUUUCUUCUACCACAAGAGGGCAGUGCUACACUAUUGCAACUGAAAGUCCACAUGAGACCUAAACUUGAAAAGUUUUUCUUCAGCGGGUCCAGAGACUACAUCACUUGUAUUUUUUAAAACACAUUGUUACACAUCUAAAAGGUAAAAUCAACCUAAAUGGUGGAUCUUGGAGAUCAAGAGGGUACUCGGUUUGAUUUAUAAUAAGGGUUCCUGUUUUUUUUUUUUUAAGUGCACCACUUCUAGUGACUUACAGUAAGAAACUUGAUAUUAACGAUGUGAUUUGAUUAGUGUUGUUCUGUUUCUUGACACAUUUGUCCCUGUAACAAAAUUUCAUCAGAUAUUGAUUAACUUUAAAAUGAGCAACACUUCCAAAGCUAAUAGUUUAAGUUAUUGAAGUUGAGCAACUGUAUUUUCCUCUUACACCUUUGCUACUAAAACCCGUGCUCUCCCCCUCCAGCAGCUGCCUGUGGUGGGUUUAUCACUAAGUUGAAUGGCUCCCUCACCACCCCUGGGUGGCCCAAAGAAUAUCCACCAAACAAGAACUGUGUGUGGCAGCUGGUGGCACCUGUCCAGUACCGCAUCACUCUGGUUUUUGACAUGUUCGAGACCGAAGGAAAUGAUGUAAGUUAAAGAAAGUGAUGCACAUGUUUUGGCUUUGAACCCUGUGUGAGACUCGGCUCCUGUUUUAGUGUUUUAUGGUUUGUUUUUAGUUAUUUGUUUCUAUGUUUUCAAAUUAGUUUUUAAAAACAUUGAAACUAUAUUUUACUUUUUAAUAUCUGCUUUUAUUUUAUCCAUUGUUUUAAUUGUUUUUUGAUUGUUUUUUAUGUUUGCAUUGUUUUGUCUAUUUAUGUACAGCACUUUGUUCAGCUAUGGUUGUUUUAAAGUGCUUUACAAAUAAAGUUGAGUUGAGAGUCUAUAAUAUUUAAGGCAGUUUUACAGGACAGUGUUUAAUUCUUUGUGUUUGCCAUCAGGUGUGUAAAUACGAUUAUGUGGAGGUGCGCAGUGGGUUGACUUCAGACUCAAAGCUUCAUGGGAAGUUCUGUGGAGCGGAGAAACCCGAGGUCAUCACCUCCCAACAAAACAACAUGAGGAUUGAGUUCAAGUCGGACAACACCGUUUCCAAGAAGGGCUUCAAGGCUCACUUCUUCUCUGGUUAGUCAGGGAAAAAAGGGGAUCAAUUCAGGAAAUCAAUUCUUGAAAAAGUGGAAACUCAAAUUUCAAAAAAGCUGUGACACAGUUAAGUUUGAAUAAAAACAGUUUUGAUGGCCAACAAAUCCUUAAAACCUCAGAUUUAAAUGUUAUAGUGAAAAGAUAAGGUGUGAUAUUUGAACAUCAAACAUAAAACGUAAUAGGAACAUGUUUAUUAUCGUGUGGCAUUACUUUUUUAUGACAACUUUCAAUAUGUUUGGGAGCUGAAGAGACCAGUUUCUGAAAUUUUGUAAGUGAAAUUUCCCACCAGUCAUCAGUUCAGGGUCUCCUCAUUUAGAUUUUUGUUUUCAUGAUGCACCAAAUGUUUUCAAUGAGUCACAAGAUCUAUUAUAUACAACAAUCUAUUCUGAGUAUUGAGACACAAACCACAGUGUCCUCUGAACUCACUUUAUGUCGAGGACAGGGAGAACUGAGAUCUUAAAAAUUUUAGGUCCAUCAGAGAUGUUUUAUUCAGACAUGAUCCAUGGUGCCCUCAGCUACAGAUCUGGGCUUUAAAUUCAAUGUCUUUUCUGCCUGAUACAACAUUUUCACAGGAAUUUUUUUUUUUUUUUUUUUUUUUAACAUUUCAACAGACAUCGAUGAGUGCUCCAAGGAAAACGGAGGUUGCCAGCAUGAAUGUGUGAACACCUUUGGGAGCUACAGCUGUCAGUGCCGCAGUGGCUUCAUGCUGCAUGAUAACAAACACGACUGCAAGGAAGGUACAGUUUGUAUUUCUAAGAGCACUUUGAAGAGUUCAUGCAGCCGAUUCAGUCUACAGGGAAUACAAAGGAACUGGAUUGCAUUUCUUAUUUUGAUCCCUAAUAAAGUCUCUGGUUUCUCCUGACCGGCUACAGUCAGAUUUAAUUUUUACAUCCGUGUAAAAAGCCCACCACGGACCCAAGUGAGGGUGGCUUACUUAGGAACUACUCAGAGCCACUUGGACCCUGUUAUUUGUUCAGAUUUGGGAAAUCCCCAGAUUGUGAGUGUGGAAAGAUUUAGUUUUGCUUUCUCUUUCCUUCACUUUUGGUUGACUCCUGCUCCGAGGAAAAUACUUUAGAGGGCGUCUGUGUUACACAGGAAAUGAUGUGAUGCAGCUUUUAUUGUUUGGCUCUAAGAUGGCUUAUUGUUGUUUUCCAGCUGGCUGUGAUCAUGCUGUAAACACUGUGUCAGGCACAAUAAGUAGCCCGAACUGGCCUGAUAGAUAUCCCAGCAAGAAGGCCUGCACCUGGUCUCUGUCCACGACUCCAGGCCAUCGCGUCAAACUGGUACGUCAUGGAUGUUUUUAACCUAAUUUUGUCUUGACCCAAAUAAAAGACAUAAAAAGAUGUCACUCAUAGCUGUCUAAAAAUGACCCUUAGGUUUUCAAUGAGAUCGACAUGGAGUCACAUCUGGAGUGUGCCUACGAUCACCUGGAGAUUUAUGAUGGGCGAGAUGCACGUGCCCCAAGUCUGGGACGCUUUUGCGGCACUAAAAAGCCCGUUCCUGUUGUCUCCAGCGACAACAAAAUGUUCCUGCGUUUUUUCUCAGACAACUCGGUGCAGAAGAGAGGCUUCGAGGCCUCAUACAGAGCAGGUGGGGGAGUGCGGCAAAAAACAACUUUGCUACAACCAAAACGGAGAGAGAAUAGAAAACUAAAAAUGUGAUAUUUCAACUACUGGUUUGUAUUCUGCUGUGUUUGGAGGGCUAAAUUCUUCCCCUAGUUUUAUGAGCUCCUCUUUCUGACCCUCUAAUUUUGUGGUUGUGAAUUCCCAGAGUGCGGAGGAAGCCUGGAAGCCGAGGUCAAGACUAAAGAUCUCUACUCUCACGCCCAGUUUGGAGAUAACAACUACCCCAGUGGCUCUGACUGCCUGUGGGUGGUCUCGGCUGAGAAGGGGUACGGGGUGGAGAUCAUCUUCCAAGUGUUUGAGAUCGAAGAAGAGGCAGACUGCGGGUACGAUUACGUGGAGCUGUAUGACGGUGCUGACGUCAAGUCUCCAAGGCUGGGGCGAUUUUGUGGAUCUGGGGUAAAGCUAAAAAUACGUUUCCUCUGAAAAAACAAACAACAAAAUUUAAACUACUGCGCAUUAUUUCUUAAAAACCUUCUCUUUCUCUCAUUUUUGUUUCUCAGGCCCCGGAGGAAGUCUACUCUGCGGGGGACGCCAUCAUUUUAAAGUUUCACUCAGAUGACAGCAUCAAUAAAAAAGGAUUUCAUGUGCGCUACACAAGUACAAAAUUCCAGGACACAUUACACGCAAGCAAGUGACUCCUCCAAAGCUAUCCCAAAGCUAAAUGAAGACUUAAGCCCUAACAUUUAGUGGGACACACCCCACAUCCAGACACGGAGCCAAUGCUUGGAUUGACACCACAAACACCAACCCACAUACUUCUCAUACACAUCUGUUCGAGUGAGGCGGUGCGAUGAAGCUGUGCCUUCACUCUGCUUUAUUAUAGAGCUUUAUAGGAAGAAAGUAGAGGGGAAGCAUGCAGUGAUUUUUUUUUUUGGAUAGUUCCAGAUGCACAUUAUUUUUUAGAACCGUGUUUAAGGUAUAAAAUGUAUAUAUUGUGAUAUUUUUUUUUUUUGCCUUUUUUAAAAAUCUGAAUCAUGUGUCACUUUUUACUGUCCAAAAAUAAAAGUUUGACCACUUCUUUUGAAUAUAAA
Xyrichtys novacula (pearly razorfish) is the source of this 14292-nucleotide messenger RNA. NCBI's taxonomy places the organism in Eukaryota, Metazoa, Chordata, Actinopteri, Labriformes, Labridae. The record is from the annotation of a GenBank genome assembly.